This is a messenger RNA of Schistosoma bovis, 423 nucleotides long. Lineage: Eukaryota; Metazoa; Platyhelminthes; Trematoda; Strigeidida; Schistosomatidae. The record is from the annotation of a GenBank genome assembly.
AUGAGUGUUAUAUGCAUGCAUCAUUGCUCUUCGCUGCUCCAAAGAACUGUCGACUCUGUCAAUUUACUUCAAGGCCUUUCGAAUCGUGAUGAAUCUGCUAGGCAUGAAGCAGCUGUUACUAUACAACGUAUAUUUGAUUCGUGGUAUUUUGGCUUUGGUAGCCCCGCUGUCGCUGGUUUCUUAGAGACUGUAGCCAAUGAUACCGGUGGGGCUACUCUUGAUACGUCUAUGCACGGGUUGAUUACGGAGCAGAUCCCAGAUCUUUUAAGAAUACUGCAUACCGCCCCAUCAUCUGAUAUACGGUCUGCUGCUAGAGAUAUCUUGCGUGAUUUAAAGAUUCAGAAGGGGUUCAAAAUUCCGAAUACCGUUACAUCGUCUCCUAGUUUUAUUCAGUCACUAAACGUAAUUUCAGUUCCUAAUUAA